Stegostoma tigrinum is the source of this 5438-nucleotide messenger RNA. It is a transcript of the gene angptl6, whose product is annotated as angiopoietin-like 6. The record is from RefSeq and is a predicted model, not a curated record. NCBI's taxonomy places the organism in Eukaryota, Metazoa, Chordata, Chondrichthyes, Orectolobiformes, Stegostomatidae. The transcript has 6 exons. The coding region runs from base 336 to 1826 and encodes 496 amino acids.
GAGCGCGAGAGGGAGGGAGGGAGAUUGGGCAGUGCUGAACCGUACACACACACACAGACUGCAGCGCAGUGUGGAACGACCAACAGUGGAUCCUCUGACUGAGAUGAUGAUGAUAACCCUGACCCAGUGAAGAUUUUGAACCCAAGCUGCUGGACAGGAUCACAGAGGGAAUCGUAGUUAACUGAUCCAUUGGAAUUAAACAUACAGGAGUAUGUUUCUCACUGAACGAUUCCCUUGUAGUUGGAGAAUGUUAAAAGCAGUCAGGUAUCCAGCUAUUGGUCAGCUAAAGUCUGCUCACAGAUUUUGAGCCGUCAGGCUCCUACAGCCCAACAGGAAUGAUGCUGAAAUUCAUCACCAGCCUCCUGGUCCUGGCCAGUUUCGCAGCAGCUGAAGCAGCUUCUCCAAAACCAAGCACCAGCCCACAUGCCAAGAGAGGGGGGCCCAGUCAACGGGCCAAGCCCUCCCCAGAGGGUCCAGGGACCAGCGGCUGUACCUACACCUUCAUUGUCCCACAGCAACACCUGACAGGUCCCAUCUGCCUCAACACCAGGAGCCCAGUGUCCCACAACAGCAUCAACCAGAGCGAGCUGCAGGUCAUGCACCAGGAGAUGAGGGAACAGCAGCAACAAAUUGAGGACCUGAGGCAAAUGGUGGAAGUAGACGGGAGUGUGCUCAAUGAGGUGAAGAUCCUGCGGAAGGAAAACCACAACAUGAACUCCAGAGUGUCUCAACUCUAUACCCAGUUACUGCACGAGAUCAUUCAGAAGAAGGAUAACUCCCUAGAGUUUUCCCAACUGGAGAACAAGGUGCUGAAUGUCACAGCCCAGGUGCUGAGGCUAUCGAGCAAGUACAAGGAGCUGGAGCGCAAGUACACAGCCCUCAGCUUGAUCCUGAACAACCAGAGCCACACUCUCAGCGAGCUGGAGCAACUGUGCACAGUGCACUGUCUGGGACACCAGCAGCAGCUCAAACAGGCACCAGGAGAGCCACCACUCGUGGCUGUGAUACCCAACAGCCUGAAUAGCAGCAACAACAGGAGCAAGAGCUUGGUCUCUGGCAAUGAAAUACUGAAGGAUCAGGUCUACAGUAUGGCACAGGACAGGCUGAAGAGAACAGAGCAGCCUCCACCCACUACAAUCCCAAUGGUGACAACCAAAACAGCUGGUCCCUGGAAAGAUUGUCUCCAGGCUUUGGAAGAUGGUCAUCAAUCCAAUGGGAUCUACUUAAUCAAACCAACCACUAUUAGCCGGCUGAUGCAGGUCUGGUGUGAACAUGAGGAAGGUCCAGGUGGCUGGACUGUCAUCCAGAGACGACAAGAUGGCUCGGUCAAUUUCUUCAGGAGCUGGGAGAGUUACAAGCAAGGUUUUGGGAACAUUGAUGGUGAAUACUGGCUGGGUUUGGAGAACAUCUACUGGCUGACCAAUCAGGAUAACUACAAGCUGCGAAUCCUAAUGGAUGAUUGGCAAGGCAGGAGAGUGUUUGCAGAGUACGACGAUUUCCGUGUGGAAGCAGAGGGAGACUUCUACAGGUUGCGGUUAGGCCAUUACCACGGGAAUGCCGGAGAUUCCUUCUCCUGGCACAACGGCAAGCAGUUCACCACCCUGGACAGGGAUCGGGAUCUGUACUCAGGUAACUGUGCCCACUACCAGAAAGGAGGCUGGUGGUAUUACACCUGCGCCCACUCAAAUCUGAAUGGAGUGUGGUAUAAAGGAGGUCACUACCGCAGCAAGUACCAGGAUGGUGUUUACUGGGCAGAAUUCCGCGGUGGGGCCUACUCUUUGAAGAGAGUGGUGAUGAUGAUAUGUCCAAACCAGAUACUGCUGUAAUCUAUACUCUCUGCUUUACAACCAGAACUCGUGUCACAUUUCCCACAUGUUAGCAUCAGCCAUCUUUUAAUCACAAUUUCACAUAUCGUGUUACACAAUCACUAUUGUAUAAGCAAAGUUUCAGACAACAGAACUACCUACUUAGAGUAUAAUAUGGCUUGAUGGGCUUAAAGCAGACCCAAAGCUGUUUCUUCUGUUCUGUAGUUCAGACUGAAUGGUCCUGAGGACAAUAAUGAUGUUGGUUAAGGGACAGAGCUCAUAAUAUUCACCAGAUCCCAUUCCAGCCUCUCGUGUCGCCUCCCCCCUCCCCUCCCUCCCUCCUGCAGGGAUCCUCGUAGAAGUUACUCUAGACAAGAAACAAACCAAACUAUUCUAAUAUCACUCAAUUUAAUACAACAGUUCAGUGCAUCCCAGGUGUUUAAAAAAUAGCUGCUGUGUCUUUUCAGUGAAUUGUAGAAAUUAAAAUUUCAUGAAAAGCAGCAGCUAUCUUAGAAAUGUCAGGAUAAUGAGAAACUAAAAUGCCUUAUUUCCUGGUUCACAGAGACAGACAGAACUAUGCACACACUGUCAGGGUGCAAGAAGCAAAUUGGAUGGUCUUCAUGCAGGUUAAAGUGAACACAGCUGCCAAAGCAGAGGACUGCUCCCCAGUCCCACACUGACUGGGGUCACUGAGGUGUGAGGUGAGAGUGGUACAUGGAGGGGCACCCUCUGUGGGUUGGCAGGGGGUGAGGGGUUUAUAUGAUUGGUGGUUUUACCCUGUAGACAGAUUUGCUACACCUCCCUCCAUGUGUCUGAUGUGGAGACUGGGUGUGCAAUGACAGAACGGGUCUUGUUCUCUGGGCCAGCAUCCCACGCCUCAAACACCAAAAGACAAGUCCCCAGGACAGAUGAACAGAACAUUACGGUAAACAUCUACAACCAACACAUGGGGCUGAUUUCAAACCCAUAACCUCUGUGGGAUGUCAGUGGGGACAAUUAUCUGAAAUUAAAUAUUGGCAUCACAUCCACAAGCAUCCACUACCGAUGCUCAGUGCACACUGCGGUUACUAUCUACAUGGUGCACAGUAGAAAUUCACCAAAGAUCCUCAGGCAGCACCUUCCAAACCCAUACCUGCUUCCAUCUAGAAGGACCAGGGGCAGCAGACACACAGGAACACCACCCCCUGCAAGUUCCCCUCCGAGGCACUCACCAUCCUGACUUGGAAAUAUAUCACCGUUCCUUGUGUUGCUGGGUCAAAAUUGUGGAAUCCCUCCCUAACAGCAUUGUGGGUCAUCCCACAGCACACGGACUGCCUUUUCAAGGGGCAACUAGGGACAGGCAAUACGUGCUGGCUCAGCCAGUGAUGCCCACGUCCCCCAGAGUGAAUUAGAAAAAAUUAGCAACACAGGAAUAGUGGGAAGCCAUUCAGGCCUGCGACCUGUUCUUGUGUCCAAUGAGAUUGUAGCUGAUGGAUAACCCAAAUUCCACACGCCCCUCAAGGCCCUCCCCAAAGCAACCUUCAUCAGUCUGAGUUUUGACUUGAGACUACAGCCUCAGCAGCUUUCUGUGAAGGACAGCUCGAGAUUUAUACUGCCUGUGUGUCAGGCAGUGCUUCCUGUCAUCACCAGUUAAUUAUGCAGGCUUGAAUUUUAAAAUUCUGUCCCCUGUCCUGCUCCAGCCCACCCCCACCCCCACCACAACACAGCCUCAGGAGGAGGUCAUUUCUAUCCUGACCCGAUCAGAUCUUUGAAUGCUAUUAAACACUUUAACUACACCACCUCUUCAUCUUCUAUGCUCAGGAGAUACAUGUCCAAGUCCAUAUCAUUUAUCUUCAAUUUUAACUUUUUUUUAAAAUAUCUCCAGUAUGACUUCAGUCAGUUAACCAUUAGUGUCUGUAUUCAGAAUCCUGGUACUUACAAUCCACAAUCUAGGGCUUCACAGGGUAUAUACAACACAUACAGGCCAUUCAGCCCAACCACUGAAGGCUGGCACUGAUGAUCUCCUCAACCCUGCUCCAAAUCUCAGUGUAACUCUCUACCCGCCUCUCCCUCAAACAUUCCUUUAGUUCCAUUAAAUAAAUCAGUGUUAUUCACUCCAAUCUCUCCCUAUGGGAGUAGGUUCCACAUUCUCACCUCUGUCCAAGUGGACUUCUUGGCGAAUAUCAUACCGACUUCCUCCAAUUCUGUUCUUUCCCACAAGAGGAAUAUUUUAUGUUUUAAAACCUUUAAUGAUUUUUAAGGACCUUCAUUAGGUCACCUUCUGUUUUCAAGGAGAGAAUUGGCCGCUGUCAAUCGUUUCCUGAUGUACUCACUCAUGUUUCUGGUUUCAUGCUUAGAAACAUCCAGGGCACCCUCUCCAGUGCCUCUACGUACACUUUAUAAAAAUGACAACCAGAACUGCACAUGGUACUCUCUGCACUCCCUGCAUUCCUCCACUUCACACUUUUCCCACUGUACACUCCUCAGCCUGACCUGGCUCAAACAGACAGCAACGCUGGCUCUUGUACCUCCUGAACAGGCCAGCAGGAGGCGAUCACAAUUCAGCUUGCAGUGGUUCAUCAUUUCCAACCCGUCCCUCUUCUCAUGAGUAAUGAAAUUCACCGAGACCAUCAUUCUGUGUGGGAACCCAUCAGAACAAUCAAAUUCCCUAGGUUAGAUCAUUUUCUUUAAACUAAACAUGGCCCUGCUAUUUCCUAGAAAACUGACCCUGAACUAGAUGCAUUCUCAUCGUAGAUAUGAAUCCAUUAACUCUAUGUUUUUGCUUACACUUCUGAGCGCUAGAAAAACCACUGUAAAUAUCAGAAUAAAUAAACCACUUUCUGCUGUAAUAUACUAUAGUUCCAUUGUGGAUCAGUGAGAUAUUGGAUAGUCUUAGUGUAUGUGUUGACCACAGCGUCCAAAUCAACACAGAGUCCAUUUUGGGUAAAAUCAGAACUACAUGGAGAGAGAAACAGCUUCCAGUCACUGCUCACUGUCACACCCAAUUGCUCAUCAUUGGAAAGAGCGGGUUGGAUUUUCAUUCAAUCUCAGGAUAGCGGGAAUUAAAGAGCAGAAAAAAGCGCUGGGUUUUGGGAGGAGAUGUGCAAAUAAAUAUAAAAGAUGCAGGAGCAGACUGAGACAGUCACCACUUUAUAUGCACCGUCCACCGUCCACCGUCAGCCAAAUCCCUAUCAUCAGUUCUCUCUGCGCUUGUGAAUUACGUGAUGCCUCUCUGUCGAUUGGCAUGAAUCCUCCUUCAAAGACAAUGUGGAGUUUUAAACUUUUAUUGAUGUCCCUCGCACCAUUCUGUAUCAGAAUCUGGAAGAUGCCAUGCUGCUGAUUGCAGCCAGGGUGAAGGGGUGGUCAAUGUUGUCCAUGAACUGGAAGACCCUCACAGCAGGAAAUGUGACUGCUCCACCUUAUUCCCAUCAUUUCUCCACAGAUCUUAAACUAAACCGUAUGGCCAACAUUACAAUGUGGAAAUAAUAAACUAACUAAUUGUGGAUGAGAAGAUUGUUAGUUAUUAGGAACCUCCCACUAAGAGUUUCAAAGCUGGUCAUUUCUUUGACUCAUUGAAGACUUUCACACAUCAGUAAAAUUGAUGUAACGAAGUUUAGAUAAAAUACCAUCUCCAAAUUAAAACUGUUCACCAGU